AUGCAAAGUAUAGCACAUUUCGAAAAGCCCGUAAAGGGUAUGCUUAACGCAAUACGCCAAAGCAAUUACCGCACUUUAAACCAAAAAAAAAGCAUUUUAAAACUAUUUAUUGGGGCAUUAAAGCUUAAUUGGAAAAUAUAUAAAAAAAAUCGAUUAAAUGCCGUAUCCAAAAAAACCAAAACUUCCGAAAACCACGUCCUUUUUGUUAGCGCUACAAUUAUUGCCGUUAAAAUCGUUAGCGCCGAAAGCGGCACCUUCCGGCGCCAAUACGGACGCCGCACCCUUACGGGGAACCGCGCGGUUAUAAGCCUAAAUAUCCGAAUGCGCCGCAAUCGUAGCAAAGCUAGCGGCAAUGUUACCAAAAAAAUAACCAUACCUUUUUCGAAACGUUUAAAAAACGCUUUUAUUUCCGUUAAUAAUUUUGCGCUAAAUGCGCUUUUAAAUAACGGUUUAACGUUCGUAACGCGCAAAUUGUUCGGCCAAUAUAGUAUAAAAGGAUUUGGCUUUUUAAAUAAUUUUGCGAACGCGAAAUUAAAUUUUAAUAAGCUUUUUAAAAAAUUUCGGUAUCGUUUUAAGCAACCGUUUAUAAACGCAUAUCGGUAUACGGGGGUUAACGGCAUAGUUUUAAUAUGCUUAAUAAUUAAAAUAACGGCCAUAAAAUACCGUACGUUCCGUAUAAUUAUUUUUAAAAAAAGGCAAAUAAAUAAAAUUCCAAUUAUUGCUUUAUUGGAAAUCGAUAACCUUUUGCAACGGGAGCGCGUUAUAAAUACCCAUAUAAAACGAAAAGGAAGCAAUAUCCGUUUUGGGGGCAAAUUUAUUAAAAUUAAAAGCAUUGCGGCGGCGCUCGUUACGCAUUUUACGCUUUUUUUUGGCGGAAAUCUUUUUGCCGCGGCGGUUAAAGCCCGCCGGGGGGUUACCGGCAAAACGUUUGCGGGAAUUUUAAAAGGUUACAAGCGCAAAAGGGCCCGAUAA
Molecule: messenger RNA, 972 nt
Organism: Gaeumannomyces tritici R3-111a-1
Lineage: Eukaryota; Fungi; Ascomycota; Sordariomycetes; Magnaporthales; Magnaporthaceae
Exons: 5
Coding region: 1-972 (323 amino acids)
Source: RefSeq, a predicted model, not a curated record